UACUGCGUUAAUUUUUUCCCCUUCGAUUUCAAGCGCAUGCAACGGCAGCUGUGUCGUCGCUUUUAGCGACUUUAAAGUGUUUAUCAACAAAGGAAAUAGAUCUUACUUAAAACCAAGAGUGAAAUGAAUUAAUUUGUAAAGAAAGAGCUUUCAACAUGAAAGACACAUCGGAAAACCAUCCAACCUCACGGCAGUCUGCACGUCCAGAGACGACAACAAAUCUCCGACCUAAAGGCACAUCUUACUCUUCUCGCCAUAGUCAGACACGACCUAUAACGACUGACGUCGAGGAGACACCUUCGGCAGAGAGUCAGCGGCCGGGUGUGAGGCUGACAUCACUUUCUGCCCUGUACCAGCCCGCUUUUAAGCCAUAUUCCUUCACUCACAUGUACGACACAAAAUACAACAGUGAUUUUAAAGGCAGAUAUUGGCCGCCUCCUGUGCCAAACAGGGUUUCUUCUGCCAACUACGCUCCAAUCAACUACAGAUUUGGCUCCACGACAUACCAACGACACUUUCAACAGAGAAAACCCUUCCCUACUGCGUUUGUAAUUCCAUAUUCUCGUCACAACAACCCCCAGCCAAACAUGGUCAACUCUUAUAACUGUCCGGAUGGAGUAAAAUGGAUAUGGAAUCCUUCCACAGGAACUAUUGGAAACGCUAAUGGAGGCGAGACACAAGGGAAAAACAGGCUGCGGAACCACAGAUGGUAUUCCAGAUAACACAGAAACAAAAACAAAUCAGCUUGAAUGGUUUUUUUUUUUGCAUUUGAGACUGAAAGCAAUUUCUUUGCUUGUGAGUUGAGAUUUAUCUUUUAAAAAAGGUGAUAUUUUCAAGGCAUGCGUUUUUUUCUGCCGUCCUUAAUGGUAGGAAGAUCUCAAAAACCUACCUGGAUUCUAAUAGCAGCUUCAUACCAGUGUAGAAUUAGAUUUAAGGACAUAAGCUCCCAUUGAGGAACGUGAGAUCGUUUUGCAAAAUUUCCAUAUGAGAUUUUCAGGGCUGGAAUACACUAAACGACGUCAAAGUUCGUGCGGCAGUGCCUUAAGUAAAAAGAAAUAUAAUUUGUAGAUAAGUUCAAAUAAAAUGCAUAUAUUUUUAUUUUGUA
Molecule: messenger RNA, 1105 nt
Organism: Pocillopora damicornis (cauliflower coral)
Lineage: Eukaryota; Metazoa; Cnidaria; Anthozoa; Scleractinia; Pocilloporidae
Source: RefSeq, a predicted model, not a curated record